Molecule: messenger RNA, 741 nt
Organism: Mesorhabditis spiculigera
Lineage: Eukaryota; Metazoa; Nematoda; Chromadorea; Rhabditida; Rhabditidae
Source: the annotation of a GenBank genome assembly
AUGUGUCUUCGUGACGGUCGUCUAACCGUACCGACCGCGUUGCUGAUCAUUGCCACUGGAGGCUGCUUCCUGGCCGCUGGGCUGCUGACCUAUGCCGUGUUUUCGGCGUCAUUCCGGAUUCUUGACGACGGCCGGCAUCUGCACUCUUUUGGCCUGAUUCGAUAUUGUAAAGUCUCGCAACUUACGGAGAGCGCCGUGCAAUGCUAUUCACGGGAAAUGCAGAAGCCGGGCAUCGAACCGGCGGCAAAGCAUCUGAUUAUAGCUCAAAGUGAGCUGAUGGUCUUGGUAGCAUUAGUGUUGGCGAUGCACAUGGGACUCCUGGCUUCUGUGGCCAGUCUGCUGGCUUUUUGUUCGAAGAUGUGCGCACGGUUGAGCCGGAUCUUGAUGCUGAUGGCAGGAGCCUGCACGUUCCUGGGUGCAAUGCUGUUCGUCCACGUUGCGACGUCGUUGAACGAGGCGAAUUUCGGCGGAAAAUCGUCGAAAGUAGAAGCCCGUUUUGGACCGGCUUUUGCGUGGUGUCUCCUCGCUGGUUCCGCCUUUCUGCUAUCGCUUCUGAUCUCCUUGGUGUCGACGCUGGCUGAUGACGAGACAGAUCUUCUACAAAUCCCGCUAUCGCGCGCCGGCACGAUCAGCGAGUUUCCGCGCAAGAUCUCGCGCCGGAUGAACGCCAUCCGGCGCCCGUCGCAAGCCCACGUGGAGCAUCACCGCCCGGAGGAGACCACGCUGCUUCCACAGGACGUU